UCCGAGGACUCAGGGGGACCUAGGCUUGGCGACUGACAAAUUCUGCCUUUCCCCGGGUAGACUUCGGACUGAGAAACUGGCUCCGAACGCAACCGAACCCGGCGCCAGGCGACGCCGGGUCACGUGGCUCAUGGCCCCGUGACGUGCAGGCUGCGGGCGGCACGGUGACGUUCGGGCGAUCGGCCAAGUGUCCCCACUACCUUCGUCCCCCGUGCAUCCGUGGAACUGUCAUGGACCUGGGACCGAUGCGCAAGAGUUACCGCGGGGACCGAGAGGCGUUUGAGGAGGCUCAUCUGACCUCUCUGGACCCCGUGAAGCAGUUCGCUGCCUGGUUCGAAGAGGCCGUCCAGUGUCCUGACAUAGGGGAAGCCAACGCCAUGUGUCUGGCUACCUGUACUAGAGAUGGGAAGCCCUCCGCCCGCAUGGUGCUGCUGAAGGGCUUUGGCGAGGACGGCUUCCGCUUCUUCACUAACUCCGAGAGCCGCAAGGGAAAAGAGCUGGACUCUAAUCCCUUCGCUUCCCUUGUCUUCUACUGGGAGCCCCUAAACCGGCAGGUCCGUGUGGAGGGCCCUGUGAAGAAGCUGCCGGAGGAGGAGGCCACAAGCUACUUCCACUCCCGCCCCAAGAGCAGCCAGAUUGGGGCUGUGGUCAGUCACCAGAGUUCCGUGAUCCCCGAUCGGGAGUAUCUGAGAAAGAAGAACGAGGAGCUGGAGAAGCUCUACCAGGAGCAGGAGGUGCCAAAGCCCACAUACUGGGGCGGCUACGUCCUGGACCCACAGGUGAUAGAAUUCUGGCAAGGCCAGACCAACCGCCUGCACGACCGGAUUGUCUUUCGGCGGAGCCUCCCGACAGGAGACGACUCCUUGGGGCCCAUGACCCACCGCGGGGAGGGGGGCUGGCUCUACGAGAGGCUUGCUCCCUGAUGCCCGGGCUGCGUGCGGCGCCCGCUGGGGCCGGGACCGGGCGCUGAGGGAGGGUGUGGGGUUAGGAGCCAGGCCCUUCUGAAGCCAACGUAUUUCCCUCCCACUCCUUGUCUCUGGGGCUCUUCAGAGUUUACCCUUCAAGCACCCUGUACCUACCUGGCUCCUAAUCAGCUGUCUGAUGGAGUGGGACAGAGGCACAGAGGGUCACAAAUGGAAAGUAACCCCACAAUGAUUUUCUUGAUUUUAACAAUCAUUGAUUGGGAUAGCUCUCUCUAGAGCAGGGGUGUCCAGCCUUUUGGCAUCUCUCCACCACACUGGAAGAAGAGGAGUUGUCUUGGGCCACAUGUUAAAUACAUUGUGACACAUAAUCACAAAAAAAUCUCACAGUGUUUUAAGUAAAUCUAUGAUGUGUUGGGCCGCAUUCGCAGCCAUCCUGGGCUGCAUGCGGCCCGUGGGCCGCAGUUUGGACACCCCUGCUAGAGGUAGCAGCGGAUGGGAUUCCCUCUGCUGGCGGCUGGGUGGGUCCCCAGCAGUCCCGACUUAGCACUGUGACUGAGCCAUACCAGCCAAAGCUGACUGGUGCCGGCGUAAGCCCCUGAGCCAACCUAGCCCCUCAGUGUUUCUUGUCAACUGUUUGAUAUUGGAAAUGGAGUGACCCGGAGCAUGACGCGUCAUUGUAGCCAAGUCACUAGUGGCAGCCAAGAAGCAUUAGGCCCUGGCUGCUGCUCUCGCAGCUCCCUCAGCGACCCUGGGUCCCCCCUCCCAUGCCCGGGCUGUGCAGGGCCUCCUCCUGCCUCGAACACCUUCUCUAAAAUAUUUUUUUUUUGUUUACAUAAAAUAGCUGAAUCAAUUUCUGUUGAUUGCAAAUAAAAGAACCUUAACUUAUUUAUUACUAGAUAUUCAAUAUUUUUAUAGUACUGACCCUACCGAUAGCUGCUUUCCAUUGACUGAAGUGCAGGAACCUGGAAAAAGAUUAAACUUAUUCUCUGUAGCUCCAAAGGACCCAAAGGUGACUAUCACCCAGAAAUCGAUUUCAUCUCAAUACGGGGAGAGACUUCGAGAGGGGGUGGGUAGUGAGCGUUAGGUAGUGAGUGUGCUGUUACUGGAAGUAUUCAAUCGCAGUUAGGAGUUUUGUGGAAAGGAUUCCUGUGCUGGUGCCUACAGGCCAGGAAGAUCUUAAUCAAGCUUUACAUUUCAUGUUUGUUUAUGAACAGCAUUGAUUGAUUGAUUUUAACUUCCAGGUAUCAAACUAAUUACAGAGACUAUGCCUUGGUGACUACCCCGACAUCCGCUCCUCCCGUCCCUGUUUUCCAUCCACACUGGAAGUGCCCGGGGAGAGUGGGGGGCUUUAAAAAUCCUGAUGAUGCCUGGAUCCUCCCGUUAGUGAAGAUUUCUGAGUGCAGCCGGGUCUCUGUGAAAUUUAAAGGCUCCCCAGAGAACUCUGCAGCCAAGAUUUUACCCCCUGGUCUGGCUCCUUGUGUGGUGGGCAGCACUGGUAUCAUCAGGAGCCCCCUCGAAUCCCAUCCUGCAUUUAACACAACCCCCCAGGGCGACUGCUGCCCUGGCCUCGACCUCUGAACUGCUGCCUGUCACGCCCCCUCGCCCCCCGUUGGAUUCUUCAACAACGCUGGGCCAAGGCCUGUGUUGAACUGUACUUGCUUUCCUUGAGCACACGUCUGGUGACCAGGGACAUCCCGGAUGAGUGGCCUACCGGCUGUGGAGAAAAGCCAGGCUGGGUAAAUGUUUGCUGUGACUAAGUCAGGAUAAGAGAACUAUUAUUUGCACACAUUGGCAUUGAACUGACCACUCUGUGAACGGCUCCAUUCCCGCUGUGGGCGUGCACCUCGGCGUCUCUGUGGUUGACCAGCCCUCCAAGGGCCUCCCUCUCCGUGUUGAUUCCCCCCCUAAGCCUGAGUGCAGGAAGACGCAACGGCUAACCUUCCCGGAGCCCGCAGGAGAGGGUGUCGGGGUGACCUCGCCCACCUUGUCCUGUUCGUGUUACCGGGAGCUGUGUACCCUCCCCCCAGCUGUGAGCCUGGUCUCAGCAGUUCCUUUCCUGUUCUCUGUCCAGUGCUCGCUUUGCCAAAUCUGUAAUAAAAGUUCAUCGGAAGUG
Molecule: messenger RNA, 3036 nt
Organism: Phyllostomus discolor (pale spear-nosed bat)
Lineage: Eukaryota; Metazoa; Chordata; Mammalia; Chiroptera; Phyllostomidae
Gene: PNPO
Product: pyridoxamine 5'-phosphate oxidase
Exons: 7
Coding region: 231-923 (230 amino acids)
Biological process (GO): pyridoxal 5'-phosphate biosynthetic process; pyridoxine biosynthetic process
Molecular function (GO): FMN binding; pyridoxamine phosphate oxidase activity
Source: RefSeq, a predicted model, not a curated record